AUGGGGUUUGGGGCUGGGUCCGUGGGACUGUUUCUGGGGGAUGAGUCUGAGGGAAGAACAGGAGACAAGGGUAAGGAGAAUGCAGAAGACAAAAGGGUGCUGCAGUCAGACUGGCAGCUGCACCUUAUGACCCUCAUGAGCUUCUCAGGAACAGGAGGAAGGACUUCAACAUGGCAGUCCCUGCAAUGGGUGUUUCGUGGAUCCAGCAGCACAUUGAAGAGGGAAUAUUUUUACACCAUUCCCAGCCACUCAAUGGCUCCGCAAGUUUCCGAGGCAGAUUUUUUUUUUUUCUCCAGACAAGCUUCCUCCAGACUUCUUAGCCUCAGACCUCUGAGCUGCUCUGCCUCCUCGCUCAGUCAGGGCCAUCCGAUACCUGCAGACCCUGAAAAAGGAAAGGACCAACAGUGCCUCAGCAUGAAAGCCUUGGCCAAUGUAUCCAAGUCUGCAUUGUACCUCGGCUUCUCUGGUCUCCUUCCCUUCCUGGGUACCCCCCUUCUAAUGUCUGUUACCCAGUCUUACCUACCUGAAGUGGCUUAUGCCCAAAUGGUCUAUGGGGCCUCCAUUUUGUCCUUCCUGGGUGGCUUUGCCUUGCCUGAGGGGAGCCCUGCCCACACUGACUGGAUGAACCUCAGCAAUAGUGUGGUGCCCUCCCUGCUGGCCUGGAUGGCUUUGCUCUGCAGGGACAACAUUGCAGAGGGAGCUCUAAUUGUUAACAGGGGGGUGGUCCUGGCCCUGCACUACGAUAUCACCUUGUUGCCUGGAUACCCAAGCUGGUUCAAAGCCAUUAGGACCAUACUGACUCUGGUGGUAACCUUCUCCCUGGUGGCCACACUGACCCUGAAGGAGAAGAGGGUCAAGGCAGAAGAGCAUUGA
Molecule: messenger RNA, 873 nt
Organism: Esox lucius (northern pike)
Lineage: Eukaryota; Metazoa; Chordata; Actinopteri; Esociformes; Esocidae
Product: transmembrane protein 69-like
Source: RefSeq, a predicted model, not a curated record